AUGUCCAGAAUAAUUGGUUUUAUAAUUGAUGUCUUGGAAGCAAGGGAAGAGGUGAAACAUACACGCGGAAGGUUAACAAGUGGAGAUAAAUUGUUUUAUGGAAGAAGACAAAGACGUGAGUAUGCACGUAGUGACAGACACUUGGUGGACGUUAAUAGAUACAAUGAGAGGGAUAUGUGCAUGGGUACAAAUCGUGGAAGGUGUGGUCUUAGAGGACAAGAUUCGCAAUACCAUGUAAUGCAACAUGAUUCUCAUUACUUGGGAAGACCCAAUGAGGUAGAUGCAAGAUAUACUUUUCGUGAGAGGGAACAGGAAGCUCCACCGUAUAGGCAAGAAGGUCAAUACUAUACAAACGAGGGGAAACAACAAGGCCAAACUCAAGACAAUUGGAACUAUCGUUGA
Lodderomyces elongisporus is the source of this 402-nucleotide messenger RNA. RefSeq lists its product as uncharacterized. The record is from RefSeq and is a predicted model, not a curated record. The coding region runs from base 1 to 402 and encodes 133 amino acids. NCBI's taxonomy places the organism in Eukaryota, Fungi, Ascomycota, Pichiomycetes, Serinales, Debaryomycetaceae. The transcript has a single exon.